UGUCCCGUAGCAGGAGGCGGCCACGGAGUUGGGGCCCCGAGGGCAGCCGGAGCGGCCAGGGUCCCGGGCAGCACAGUCUCCGCCGCCGUGAGGCCAGCCUCAGCUGCAGGCUGGGCUGGGCUGUGGCAGCUCGCAGGCAGCAGCGCCUCUGUCAGUCAGGCGGACUCCACUCCUUGCACGCCCUGCGCUUUCCAGCCGGCCGCCUCCUGGCGUCUCUGCUGCCUGCGCUGACUAGUAGGACAGCGGCCGCUUGCUGAGCGUUGGAGAGGAGCGGCUGCGCCAGUGCCAGCGGGGCUGAGACUCCCCUGCUGGCAAGAGGGCGGCGCCGGCUGCCCUCCAAUGUGGCCGGAGUCCCCUGCAGGGAACUUUAAGGCUGGCUCCAAAGGCUGGGAUCGGGCUGCGCUACGCCUGCCAUGGGUCCUGCAGCCGAGAUCGCCUCGCUCCUCGCCUGCUGGGCGCUCCUCCUGGCCCCGGGGGCCCCUCACAGUCCCGGGGAGAGAGAUUUUAUUUUGGGGGCGCUAGAAGAAUACAGACUUAUCAUCCCAACUAGCACAGACUAUGAGGGCAGGUUCCUCUCCAAGGUUGUGUCCGGCGCUCCAAAGGGGCGCUUCCGAAGGGAAACUGCAGGGGAUCGUCUGCAUGAAACUCCAAAUGGGCAAAUUUUUUAUAAUGUCACUGUUUUUGGAAGAGAAUUUCACUUUAGACUGAGACCAAACUCCAGGCUGGUGGCCCCUGGAGCAACUGUUGAAUGGCAGGUGGACUCUAAUGUCACUUACAUUGAACCACUCCAUGGGAAUUGCCUCUACGUUGGGGAUAUCACCGACUUGCCUAAUGCUUCUGUUGCAAUAAGCAAUUGUGAUGGGCUGGCUGGCAUGAUUCGCACAGACAAGGAUGAGUUCUUCAUUGAACCUCUGCAAAAGGGGAAGCAGGAGGAGGAGGAAGAGGAAGGAAGGACGCAUGUGGUAUAUCGCAGGGCAGCUACUGCCAAGAAAACUCUUCCCAGUGAGCACUCAGAUUUCCAACACAGAGAAGCUGACCUAAGCAAUUUAGACAGCAUGUUGAACCUCUUAGAUGAUGAGAUCAAUAGUUCCACAAGGAGGAGGAGAUAUCCAAGGCAUGCAGCUGAUGAUGAUUACAACAUAGAGGUGCUGCUGGGUGUUGAUGACUCCGUUGUACAGUUCCAUGGGAAAGAACAUGUUCAGAAGUAUCUUCUGACACUGAUGAACAUUGUUAAUGAAAUCUAUCAUGAUGAGUCCUUAGGAGCCCAUAUUAAUGUUGUCUUAGUGAGAAUCAUCAUGUUGAGCUAUGGGAAAUCUACAAGUUUAAUUGAGAUCGGCAAUCCUUCUCAGAGCUUAGAGAAUGUAUGUCGUUGGGCCUACCUACAGCAGAAGCCUGAUACUGGACAUGCUGAAUAUCACGAUCAUGCUAUUUUUCUCACAAGGCAGGAUUUUGGCCCCGCUGGAAUGCAAGGCUAUGCUCCUGUUACUGGUAUGUGUCAUCCAGUCCGAAGUUGCACACUCAACCAUGAAGAUGGCUUCUCUUCAGCAUUUGUAGUGGCCCAUGAGACUGGACACGUAUUAGGCAUGGAGCACGAUGGCCAAGGGAACAGGUGUGGGGAUGAAGUUCGUAUGGGAAGCAUAAUGGCUCCUCUGGUCCAGGCAGCGUUUCAUCGCUUCCAUUGGUCUCGAUGCAGCCAGCAGGAGCUGAACCGAUAUCUUCAUUCCUACGAUUGUUUGCGUGAUGAUCCUUUUGACCAUGACUGGCCUUCCCCUCCUCAGCUGCCAGGAAUGUACUACUCAAUGAAUGAGCAGUGCCGCUUUGAUUUUGGUUUGGGCUACAUGAUGUGCACAGCUUUCCGUACCUUUGAUCCAUGCAAACAGUUAUGGUGUAGCCAUCCUGAUAAUCCUUAUUUCUGCAAAACCAAGAAGGGACCUCCAUUGGAUGGAACCAUGUGUGCUCCUGGAAAGCAUUGUUUUAAAGGUCACUGUAUCUGGUUAACUCCAGAUAUCUUGAAACAAGAUGGAAACUGGGGAGCAUGGAGUAAAUUUGGUGCCUGUUCUCGAACCUGUGGAACAGGAAUAAGAUACAGAACACGGCAAUGUGACAAUCCUCAUCCAGCAAAUGGAGGUCGUACAUGUUUUGGGCCAAGCUAUGAGUUCCAACUUUGCAGCACACAAGACUGUCCUAAGGAUUAUGAAGAUUUCAGAGAGGAACAGUGCAAACAGUGGGAUCCUUUCUUUGAGUAUCAGAACAUGAAGCACCACUGGCUUCCAUAUGAGCAUAAUGAUGCUAAAGAAAGGUGCCACCUUUACUGUGAGUCUAAAGAAACUGGUGAUGUUGUGUAUAUGAAAAGACUGGCACAUGAUGGAACACGAUGCUCCUAUAAGGAUUCUCAUAGUAUUUGUGUGCGAGGAGACUGCCUGAAAGUGGGUUGUGACAAGGUAAUAGGUUCCUCAAAGCAAGAAGACAAGUGUGGUGUGUGUGGGGGAGACAACAUCCACUGCAAAGUGGUAAAAGGAACCUUCUCCAGGGCACCAAAGAAACAAGGUUACAUUAAGAUGUUUGAAAUUCCAGCAGGUGCAAGGCACUUGCUUAUACAAGAAUCUGAUGCCACUAUUCAUAAUCUUGCUAUCAAGAACAGAGAAACGGGGAAAUUUAUUUUAAAUGAGGACAACUAUGUGCCAGACUCCAAAGUGUUUAUUAAUAUGGGUGCAGAAUGGGAGUAUCGAAAUGACGACGACAGAGAAAUGGUACAAACUAUGGGUCCUUUACGCAAUGGAAUCAUUGUUUUGGUAAUCCCUCAUGGUAAUGUCAAGAUUUCACUGACAUACAAGUACAUGAUCCAUGAAGACUCUUUAAAUGUUGAUAACAACAAUGUCUUGGAAGACUCCGUAACAUAUGAGUGGGCCUUGAAAAAAUGGUCGCAGUGUUCAAAACCAUGUGGAGGAGGUCACCAGCUUACAAAGUAUGGUUGUCGGAGGAAGACUGACUACAAAAUGGUUCAUCGUAGUUACUGUGAGUCCAUCCAAAAGCCAAAGCCCAUCCGCAGAGUAUGCAAUCUCCAAGAAUGUUCUCAGCCAAUAUGGGUUACUGGAGAUUGGGAACCUUGCAGCAAAAGUUGUGGAAAAACGGGAUAUCAGAUGCGUUCAGUACGGUGUAUCCAGCUACUUCAUGACAACACAAACCGUUCUGUUCAUACCAAAUACUGCAGUAGCGAUCGUCCAGAGGGUAGGAAAGCUUGCAACCGAGAACUUUGUCCUGCACAGUGGAGGAUAGGACCCUGGUCACAGUGUUCUGUGACCUGUGGUAAUGGCACUCAAGAAAGGCAAGUUCUGUGCAGAACAAGUGAAAAUGUUAUGGGUUUUUGCAAAGAAGACAAACCCAAUACAAUCAGGCCCUGCAAAUUACCUUUCUGUUCCAAAAAUUCAUCAGAUACAUCAAAGAAAACUUACAUGAUACAGUGGCUGUCAAGACCGGACCCAGAUUAUCCUAUCCAGAAAAUAUCUUCAAAACAACGUUGCCAAGGAGACAAGUCGAUGUUUUGUCGCAUGGAAGUUCUCUCCCGAUACUGUGCAAUACCCAGUUACAAUAAACUGUGUUGCAAGUCUUGUAAUGCAUAUAGUAACACCACAGGAAAUUAUAAUACAACAGAAACUAAUCAUAGUAAGAUGAAUGAUAUCGAAGAGAGCUUUCCUCCCACAAGUAUGACACAUGUUGAAGUUCACAAACCACACCCUUCUUCAGGUCCUUCAGUUGUUUCCAAGAUAAACAUCACCAGUUCCAAUGCUACUGAAGAUCAGCCAGACGUUAAUGCAGUGGACGUUCCAUAUAAAAUCCAUGGACUGGAAAACGAAGUACCACAGCACAACAUCAUCCUGAGGAAGAGGCCACCUUAUGAAAGGACAAAGAACCAGAGAAUUCAGGAACUGAUUGCUGAGAAAAGGAAAAGAGAGCUGCUCAGGAAAUUACACUAAAAUAAAAAUAUAACACACACACACAUAUUUCUCUCUUAUAGAGAUGUUACCAGCACCUCAGUAAUGCCCAUGUCAACAAAAAGACUAGCUAAUAAUAGUGGUGUUAUGGCAGACAUUCCACAUGCUAUAGCCUACAACAAAUGGAAAUUUAAGGUUAUUUAAUUCAGGUUAAUAUAAAUGUUAUAAUAUGGCUAGGGUCAGAGGUUGCCACAAAAACUAGUGCAAUAUCUCCAUUUGCUUCACUGCACCCACAAGAAUGAUCCUCUCUAACUGUGGUCUGCAGGGUUCUCGAUUUUUAUGAGCUCUUAUGCACCUUCAGUGUGUGCUAGAAUCCAAAGGAAUGUUACUGAGAUACAGUCAGAAGUACUAAUAGUUUGAUCCAAAAUCUUCAACGAUGUUUGGAAGCAUCUGCUGCAACCUAUAAAACCUCACCUUUUGGAAAGUUUUUUUUCAUCCUUAUUUUAAAAUGUCUAGUUAAAUUCUGUGGAUCAUAAGGGCUUGAGCAGACGAUCAGAUCCUCCUGGUGUUUUUAAAAGGCCAGUGGUGCUUGUUAGGACCCCAGUUCAGACUGAGAUUGCAGGGGUGGGGGCACCAGAUGAUUUCACCAGUUGAAAUUGCCACCACCUUAAGCCAUUACUAGCCCUGAAGACAGCACCCAGUAUUUGCCUGUCAUUUUAUCUUCCCAGGGCUAAUAGCCAUGCAGAGGAUGGGGGUUUGAUCGGCAAAACUGGGUGGGUGUGGAAGCAUUAAAUCCCUUCUUUCACACCACCAUUGGCCUUUAAAAAACAGAAAGCUCUGAUCAGCAUUUUGUCUGCUUAUUUCCUUACUUUAGAGUUAAUGUGCUUGGAUCUAGUAUGCCAAUCAGGUCUCCCUUUUCCAUUGUAUUAAGUGGUGCUAAUCCCAUACUCAGGGGACAAACAAAGAAUAUUGCUGCAAGAUAAAAAAAUAUAUAAUUUAGACUCAACACGUUCCUCAUGUAAAUCACUUCAGAAGUAGGUAAGUGGUUAUGUUAGCCUUUAAUAUUAUCAUCUCUUGCAGAAGGAAGCCCUGGAGGUUGCUCCAGGGAAAGGUGUCACUCACCAUAUCUGCUUUUUCCCCCUCACACUUAAGGACCAACACAGCCUUAACAUUCCUUAAUGAAUUUAUCAGGUGCUAUCAACUUCAAAUAAACUAGCCACAUGCUAAAAUUUAGUACUUCCCUCUGAAAUAGCACUUCCUAGUUAUUCCAUAGUACCUGCCUAUUCUCAUAAGAUAAGGCAUUCUAACAAAGCACUUGGUGUAAUCAUGAAUAUUCAGAGUCUUAGGCUCAAACCUAUAUUGGCCAAAUCAUUCCCAAAUGUCAUUUGAAUUUGUUUUAAGAUACAAGUAUUCUGUAGUCUUAAAUGCUUGCCGUGCAUUUACCAACUGUUAACAUUUUAGAUCGUUUCCCCAAAUCAUUUAAAACACAUUCUAAUUAUUUUAAAUGACUGGAUUUCCCUUUUUCAGUUGGUGCUUUUGUGAAGAAAAUGCUUCUUUAGUACAUUUCUACAGUGCAUUGUUAUUUCAUUGUGGUGAUGGACAACUUCUAUUAUCAACAGUUCAUUAGAACAGCUCUACUGUAGCAGAAGCAAACACCUGUCAUUGUGUAUACAUCUAUAAAGAUAUAUGAAUACACUGCACUGGAUCUGCUUAGAUCUUAGCAGGGUAGAUGUCAGCUUCAUCACAGUUUGUUGCUGUUUAUUUUGUUCAAAGGCAAAUGCUUUUCUCACAAUUAAUUUCGCUGGGUCUUCCUAGUAAACGCAGUUGUGAUUCCAA
This is a messenger RNA of Sphaerodactylus townsendi, 5768 nucleotides long. RefSeq names its product ADAM metallopeptidase with thrombospondin type 1 motif 2 (gene ADAMTS2). The transcript has 22 exons. The coding region runs from base 414 to 3974 and encodes 1186 amino acids. The record is from RefSeq and is a predicted model, not a curated record. Lineage: Eukaryota; Metazoa; Chordata; Lepidosauria; Squamata; Sphaerodactylidae. Gene Ontology annotation, molecular function: metalloendopeptidase activity; zinc ion binding. Gene Ontology annotation, biological process: proteolysis; extracellular matrix organization.